AUGCAGUUGACUAGGAACAUUGUGCGCGGCUUCUCGGGAGAGACCGUAUAUGCCAUCAUCAACCUCGUCAAGGGCGCGUUCGCCGGCAUGAAGGCCCUCGACGCACUGAACGGCAACUGCGUCAAGUCGACCCACACGGACGAGUACUUGGAGAUCACGCGUGUCGAGUUGGGCGCGCUGCCGCCAUCGCUCACGAGCCUGGUUUUGGACGGCUGCUUUACGACUGAGAUUGCGUUACCCGAGGCGACCAACCUCACCGAGCUGUACGCACAUCGUCAUCUCUUGACAUCGUCUCACCUGACGGCGUAG
Messenger RNA from Saprolegnia diclina VS20, 309 nucleotides. RefSeq lists its product as hypothetical. Bases 1 to 309 code for a protein of 102 amino acids. The record is from RefSeq and is a predicted model, not a curated record. The transcript has 3 exons. Lineage: Eukaryota; Oomycota; Saprolegniomycetes; Saprolegniales; Saprolegniaceae.